GACGGAUACCGGGUUCCGGGCUCAGCCCCGGACCUCCUCGCGGGGACCGUAGGGGGGUAUCAGGCUCCGGGCUCAGCCCGGGUUGUCUCGCGAGGACCUAAUGGGCACUGGGCACUGGGCUCCCGGGAAGCCUCGGCCGCGUCCUUGCUGCCUAGACACCCUGGGGAAAUCUCAGAUCCUGCAGUUCUCUGGCCAGUGAGGGGAGUGUGGUGCGGCGUUUAAGGGGACAACGUUAAAAGUCGGACUUAGACCUGAGAUUAUUCUCUUGAGUUCAGAUGUUGCUCUGUUGUGCAGAUGGUAGCAUUGUAGAUGGGCACGAGGCUCGUGAGGAGCAAUAGACUUGGUUUGCAUUAUUUGUGCUGAGGAGACAGCAGUUGAAGGCUCUGCUGCCUGCUGGACACCAUGGGCUCUGCAGUCUGUGACCUCGGCCAGGAAGAUGCUGGUCCCCAGGGGUUGCAGAGUGAGCCUGUCCAUCAUCGCACCCAGAGCCAUCUGCGAGGUCUGCAGCCCCUCAGACCUAACCUGUCUCGAUGAGGCAAGCGGGAUGCGCACCACAUGUUCCCAUUGUUAUUUAGAAGUGAAAUAAGGGAAGCUUGAAUGCUGUGUUGCAGUCUCUGCACGUUUGUUCUGGCAUAGAGUGGUACGGAAGAGGACACCAUAAAUUACCCACACGAGAGAUUUCGACCGUGUUUUUGCAAAAGCGUGUCUUAGUUUUGGCAGUGAUAAAUAAUUGGUAAUUUUUUUCAGCUAUACGCUGAGAAAGGAUCAUUUUUAUAACAAUGAUGUAUUUGUUUUUUGUUUCCUUAUUGUCAUCUUGAGUACACAAUUACUUGAUAUUAUUUAAAAUUAGCUUAAAAGUUAUACCUUAGUGAACAGCUUGCUUGGUUUUUAAGAAAUGAGAAGAUAGUGAAAGUCAAUAUAGGGACGUCUCAGUCAACUUAGUUCUUUUUUAUGAGAAUUUGUAGUUUUGAAAUACUGUUAGUAUAUCUUUUGACUGUUUUGAGCAGUUUUAGGCCUUACCUGAAAACAAAGGGAACAGGUCUUCUGAAUCUAUCAGCUAUCCUUUGGACUCUGAGGACCAUGUGAAAACAGUGUUAGACAAAUCAUUUCUGAUAUUAAAAUGACUAUGUCAGUAUGUGAGUUAAUCUAGGGAUCUUUGGAGGGGUUUGUUUCUUAUGCAUAUGGAUAGACUAAAGGGGAACAAGAGGUGGGUAAUAGAAUGAGCUUUCUGAAACAGGGGAAACUUUAUUUAUUUAUUUUUUUAAGGAAGUAGCUUUAAAAAAGGUAAAUGGUUUGGGAAAUAUUGAACUUUUGCUCUCCGCUUUAGGAUUUAGUUGUGUCAUGGCUUUCUCCAGAGUUUUUUUAGCUUUAUCUGUAACUAUGUUGUAAAACACAACAGUAUUUUCUUAUUUUUCCAUACAAAGAUAAAUGCUUCUCUCACUUUUUUGGGUGAAAAUGGCUAGAAGGCUGAUUUUAAACAGAACAAGGGAUUUUGCUGAUUUUAAAUAGAAUUUAAGGGAUUUCUCUUUUGUGCAUUUGAAUGGAUUCAUUUAACAUAACCUUGUGUUCAAAAUGUAUUCUAGCUUCAAAGAGGUGUGGAGGAGUGUAUAAAUCUACCACGCUAUAUUAAUGUUUUGAAUGUUUACCGACAGCUGGUUACACUAAAUACUCCUCUUCACAUUUUGGGGUAGAAGAUAUUUUCAGUGUAUUGAAAGGACUGUUACAAGAAGCAGGUACAACAUGAGCUAAAGUGUCAUUCAUUCAUUGCUCCAAGCCUUGAGUCUGCUUCUUUGUGGUUGAUGCACUGCUGUGGGUGUUGAAUGAUGUCAUAAUGAUCGUGGCACUAACUGGUGGAUUACUCCAGUAAUAAGGUUGUCUGCUGCAGUUCUAAGAUGGGCCCAGGUAUACCAUGGUAACAGUGUAGCAUCACCAGCAAGAAGGAAGUGGAAGUGAAUGUAGUAGGCAUGGGGCCGCCAGCAUGAGUCUCAAUUUCAGUGAUGACUUUUGUGAAAUGAACUUGGAGAGCAGUUGGAAUUUGAUCACCUCUUGGCUUGAAUGAAGCUGGUAAAUUAAUCUGAGGCCAGAUGAUAUGUGGCCUAGACUGCUCACCGGCAUGGUUCCCUGGUAACGAGUCCCUGUGGACAACUACAGCCGCGCCAUCCAGCCAUCGAAGCACCCCAGUCAGGAGGCAUAGCAUAGCUUCCGACAGCGGGGACACCGGCAUUGGGACCUCCUGUUCCGACAGUGUGGAAGAUCACUCCACGUCUAGUGGUACCUUAUCGUUUAAGCCCAGUCGCUCGAUCAUCACCCUGCCCACUGCACAUGUGAUGCCGUCCAGCUCCAAGCACAGGGACUCGCUGGCAUCUGAUGGCUCAAGGUGGAAUGCAGGCCUCUUGCAAGCACUGGGUGACCAUGAUAGUGGUGAGAGGGACUCUUGUCUGGACAUGAAGGGCUCUCGGCCCCUCCGGAAAUGGUCAUCUUUGUCCAGACUUGCUGGCCCUGAGGGCUGUGGCCCAGCUGGCAUAGUGCACAUGGAGCAGUGCAGGGUCGGCCUGGAGAAAGCUGGGCGGGGCACAGCCUCCACAUUGCCGUGGAGGACGGUGGGGCCCAGCUGCCUGCAUGACGGCGUGGAGGUGCUCAGGCCGGAGGACAUGGGGCGCAGCAGUAGACGGGCAACAGCACUGGACUGCAAGUACAAGUUUGAGAGCUGCAGCCCUAAGGAGGACUUCCAAGCCUCCUCCUCCGCUCUCAGGAGGCAGCUCCUGGACAUGACAUACAGUGCCUUACCCGAGAGCAAGUCCCUCGCGGCAGGUCCGGACACCUUGGGGUCGCCCAAGUACUUAGUGCUUGGCCAGCAGUCAGUGGGCGGAGUGCCCAUCCAGCCCUCCGUACGAACUCAGAUGUGGCUCACAGAGCAGUUAAGGACAAACCCUCUGGAAGGCAGGACCACGGAGGAUGCCUACAGUCUGGAGCCAUGGCUGCAGCAGCCUGGGGAGGAGCUGCAGCCAGGCAGUGAGGCCCCGCUGCAGGCUCUGACGGUGUCGCGGCAGAGUUACUCGCCGUCUGGCUUUCAGGAUUUCAGCAAGUGGGAAUCAAUGCUGAAGAUAAAAGAAGGACUUCUGAGGCAGAAAGAAAUUGUUAUUGAUCGGCAGAAGCAACAGAUUAGCCACCUCCAUGAGAGAAUAAGGGAUAAUGAAUUGCGGGCACAGCAUGCCAUGUUAGGACAUUAUGUAAACUGUGAAAAUCCCUAUGUGGCUAAUUUGCAGCUGCAGUUCGAGGGAGCCUCCCUGCAGACUACAGGUAUGGAGCAACCUGCAGCCCAGCCCCAGUCUGAAGGCCUGGAGCAGAAACUGGCGUCUACUGAGAAGGAUGUUUCGCAGCUCAAUGACUUUCUCACACAGAGGAUAAGCCAGUUCGGUGAGGAGAGAAAGAAGCUGGAGGAGAAGCUUAAAACCAGAGACAGAUACAUCAGCAGCUUGAAGAAGAAAUGCCAGAAGGAAUCUGAACAAAACAAAGAGAAGCAAAGGAGAAUUGAGACCCUGGAAAAGUACCUGGCAGAUCUUCCAACUCUGGACGACGUGCAGAGCCAGAGCUUGCAGCUGCAGGUUCUAGAAGAAAAAAAUAAAAAUUUGCAAGAGGCUUUGAUAGAUACAGAAAAAAAGCUUGAAGAGAUCAAAAAACAAUGUCAAGACAAAGAGACACAGUUAAUAUGCCAGAAAAAGAAGGAAAAGGAGUUAGUAACUUCCAUUCAGAGUUUGCAGCACAAAGUAGAAAGAUGCCUUGAGGAUGGAAUUCGCCUUCCCAUGUUAGAUGCAAAACAGCUGCAGAGUGAAAAUGAUGACCUCAGAGAACAAAGCGAGGCGGCCAGCAAGAUAAUAAGCAGCCAGCAAGAUGAAAUUAACAAGAUGACUUUAGAACUUCAGUCCAUCCAAGGGAAGCUUUCUAAAGAGAAGUUGACCACACAGAAGAUGAUGGAAGAGCUGGAGAGGAAAGAAAGAAACUUCCAGAAAUUAACAGAAGUACUGCUUGAGAACCACAGACAGACAGAAGAGUCUCAUUCUCUGCUAGGCCAGGGUGAGGAGUCAGAGCCUCCAAGGCAACAGCCGGGGCCUCCCACAGCGCCACUCUCCGACCUGGCAGUGAUCGAUCAGCUCUUCAAGGAGAUGUCCUGCUGCCUGUUCGACUUGAAGGCACUGUGCAGUAUUCUCAACCAGAGGGCCCAGGGCAAGGAGCCCAACCUCUCGUUACUGCUGGGAAUCAGGUCCAUGAACUGUUCAGCUGAAGACACGGAGAUUGACCACAGCCCAGAAACGCUCAGUAAGAAGCUGUCGGACGUGUGUCAGCUGCGGAGGGACAUCGACCAGCUGAGGACGACGAUAUCCGACAGCUAUGCUCAGGACAUGGGGGACAACUGCAUCACCCAAUGAUGACGGCGGGCAUCCGCAAGUGCUGCUGACUUAGCAGGGCUGUGGAUUUGUGUUAUUGAGGCAAAUGAUGUAUGUGAGGAGGUUGUGAAGGGCUAUUAGGCAAAAAAUCAAAUUACCAUUUGAAAGAUGUGAUAAAGUCUAAGAAGACAUCUGUUUUCUAAAACUACUGAUUGUAGGGCCAGGCUGUGAACAGUGCCCUUCAGAAGGGGUAGGAGUUGUUUGCUCCUGUAGUUUUCUGUCACUGUGUGUGCACGUGUGCGUGGGGUUUGGGUGUGUGUGUAUGUUAUUCACAAAGUCUCUAAGGCUUUUAAGGGUCACAGUGUAGAGCUUCCAAGGGAGGGCUGGCGGGGCAGGCUGUGCAGCAGGCAGGUGUGGGGCAGGAGGAAGCAGGGCCCCCCAUUUGUGCCCAACAGUCACCGAGCUGAGGCUGUGGCUUGGUGGCUUUUGGUCCUGUAGGGAAUUUGUGUAUCACCAGAAGGUUUAACGUCAUUUGAACUGAUUUUAGCAGGCCUCUUAAUGUUUCCAGGUUUUAUUUACAUGUUACACGUAUCAUUGUAAACAGAGCCGUCUGUAUGAUUAGUGCAAGCCCUCUGAGGCCCAGAUCAUCAUUUUUAAAGACAGAUUGACAGAGACUUUGGAAGAGUAGCUUAUUUAUCCACAUUUCAAUGUUUACAGUUUAACAGUUUUGUACCUGUUUAAAGUUUAAAGUACCUUAGGAAAAAGCCAGCUCCUAUUCCUUAUCUCUGAACUAACCCUAUCACAAAACAGAAUCUAAGCAGAGCUGAGAUUUUUAUGCCCCGUGAGGUAUGCUUCCUUGAGGUGGGGCUGUGUGUACAGUGAAGUUGACCAGGCCUGCUCCACCAGGUGUCAGGCGUGGUGCAGUUGCAUGCAGGGUGGACGUUCAGGUGUGCAGGUACCUACAUCCGUGUGCCUGUGCCAGAGAGCUGGCUGGUGUUGCGGAAGUCUGCCUGAUUUCCCUUGGGUACUUAUGCAGCCUGGAGUACCCGGCAUCAUGGCCAGCUCUGGACUCUUAAUGGUGACCGGACCCUCAGAUGUCACCAAUCCCAUUGGGGUGGACCAGUGUUGCGUGGUGGAGAUCAUCAGCGGCUGUUUCUGGGAAAGAGUUCCCUUUCCUGUGCCAUGGGAGCCUGGCAGGUUGGGGCCUACUUGAGAUGGCCUGGCAGAGGCGCUGACCCUGAGGGGCCCACCCGGGCAGGACUUAGUGACUGGAAGAGCAUGGCUGUCCAGUGUGCUCAGUUGGUUUCUAAAGUCAGUGCUUGAACACAGUCAGAGUAGUAAAAGAGCACCAAAAAUGGGGUGCAGAGGGUUCUGCCGAGCCAGAGUUAAGCUGUGAAGUUGGCCCUUCACAGUGAAGUGGGCACUGCCCGGCCCCACCAGCCACACGUAGCAGUGACUCUCACACUGUCCCACCAGGACUUCAGAAAUAAAUGGACUGACCUGCCAGUUUGGGUCCUUCAUUUCUUCCUUAAAUGUCUUGUAGGUUUUUAGUUUAGUUUUAGAGUUUUGCAGUGGUCUUGUUUUUAAGAUGAAGUUAGGAUCGUUUGUUUUCAUCUGUUUUGAAUACGGUUUUCUUCUCUGGCCUACUUGGGAUAAAAUAAUUUUUUGUUGUAGAAAGUUUUCUAAGAAAUUACAGAAUCUAAUUCCCAUAUCUCGAGGUAGCAGAGCGCUGCUCCUGCACUGCAGUUGAGGCUGUGUGCUGGGUGGGGGAGAGUGGCGCCGGGUGCAGGGAGAAGGAGCCGUCUGCGGCCUGCAAUGCUUGGAGAGAAUCUGGGCGAGGAAAACUAGUGUUACUCUAUUUGUGUUUAGUUCUGAUUUUUACUUCUCAGAAACUUGCCCUUCCCAGGACCCCAUCUUGUGUUAAAAUGGUGAUGGUGUUGGUGUCGUCCUGAAGCAGAGUUCUCUCUCAUCUCGCUGGCCUGGGCUGCUCAGUGAAGCUGUUACUACAGCCAGGUGCACUGAGACAGUCCCUGCGCAUGGCAGGAAGUCUGAGAUGUCCAGCCCUCCUUCAUUCUGCGCUUGGCUGUGGGGUGCUCAUGUGUCAUGGCCAUGGGUAAACUCCAGCUCGCUCACUGAGCUCAGGUUCAGGGCUCUGAGCAGAAGGUCAGAUCACUCGAGCAGGCGACUGCAGGCCCAGAGCCAUCAUUUCCUGCAGUGUUGGAGAGUAGGGUGAGCUGUUGGUUACUAUUUGUGAUCCUCGGUGGCUCUGAUUCUAGAAAGUGUAAUCAUUGAUUAGGUGAGCGAUGCCUGAAUUUAUUUUUUAAAAGUGUGGCCCUUUGAAUAUUUUAAAUAGGAUUCCCUAUUUAAUGUUAACAGUGUUAUAUCUUAAUGAAAUUUGUUUUGGUGUGACAGUUUACUGCACUGAAUUGGGGAUCCCUAAAUAGCUUACUGGAGACAACCCCAGACCUGGAAAGUAUUCCUGAGGUGAGUGUUGUGUGUCUCUGUCUGACCUGUAGCCUGGUGGGCAGUUCGUGUUGCACAGGACUGUGAGGGACCCUCAGGUGCUGUUUAAAGGAACCCCCUGUGUUGUAAGGAUACCAGCUCAGUGCAGGGCACGUUGGGCUGUCCCUGGCCACACCACAAGGGUGCCCUGGGUUUGGCUUUCUCCUCCAACUGCACACUACAGCGCAAGGAGGCUGCUCCCACGGCCAUCUGGGCCUCUCCUGGAGCUUCAGCUGGGUCACCUUGCUUCCCUUCGUGAGCCUUCUCUCAGUGUUCAUACGGAAGAGAAGCUAUUUCUUACUGGAUACAAAGAGUACGGUUUCCAGCUUCACUCCCAGAUGCCAUCAGUAGUGUUGGCCAUGUGAGUGUGUCACACAUUUAAUCAUGGAGGGGAAGGAUUUUGAGAGGUUUCGUAUUUCAGAGAAAUACUGAGCGUCAUAGGAGGAGGUGAUGUCUGAUCAGGAAGUCUAACACCAGUGUUUACCGCUGCUUAGGGAGAGAACCUCUUGUGCCUUUUGUCUGCAGUGAGUGCAUGCCUGGUUCUAUGUCUAGGCUCCCUGAGAGGUGUGGCUCCUGUGCCCUGUUCUGCAGAUAGAGCUGAGCCUGGAGCAGAGUUUCCAUAAUGGGGCCACGUGAGGAGUCACGGGCCCAGCUUCUGCUGUGGAGCGAGGGCUCCCUGGAGAACAGAGUGCGUAUGCAUGUGCGUGUGUGUGUGUUCAUAUGUGUGUUCGUGUAGAUGAUGUAUGAGUUGUUUUUUAAAUCUUGGAGCGUGAGCUGGGCAUCGCAUUGGUGCUGGGCAGUUGCGGAGAGCAGGAGCUCGGGCAGUCCCCCGGCCGGUGCUGUGCAUCUCGGUUCAGUUUCUGAACCACCCGUGAUACCUCGUGUAAAUACCGCAUCCCUGACGUAAGCAAGAGCAUUACUGGGAAAAGGAAUGUGAAGCCACUGGCUGGCUUAUGCCUUCUGACUAUCAUUUUUGCCUCCUUUUUUUUGUAAAGGGGUUGGUUUGUUUUGUAAUAGAGUUUACAGCUAGAAUUUUGAAUGCCAAAGUUCUAUUUAUUAAACUAAAAAAGUUUUCAAUGUUAAUGCCUAGUGUUUUUUCACUGGACUAUUAUUUGUUGAUAUUGGAAUUUGUAUUUACAGAGAAAUAAAUUUUUUAUUAAAAGA
Messenger RNA from Cavia porcellus (domestic guinea pig), 8051 nucleotides. It is a transcript of the gene Cep85l, whose product is annotated as centrosomal protein 85 like. NCBI's taxonomy places the organism in Eukaryota, Metazoa, Chordata, Mammalia, Rodentia, Caviidae. The record is from RefSeq and is a predicted model, not a curated record. Bases 2085 to 4427 code for a protein of 780 amino acids. The transcript has 13 exons. Gene Ontology annotation, cellular component: centrosome.